Metschnikowia bicuspidata var. bicuspidata NRRL YB-4993 is the source of this 539-nucleotide messenger RNA. RefSeq lists its product as uncharacterized. Lineage: Eukaryota; Fungi; Ascomycota; Pichiomycetes; Serinales; Metschnikowiaceae. The transcript has a single exon. The record is from RefSeq and is a predicted model, not a curated record. The coding region runs from base 112 to 426 and encodes 104 amino acids.
CGCGUUUCCAACUAACCCCAAGUUCUUCUCUUCUUAUUUUUGCACCGACUCGCCGGCAAUUCUGGCGGUACUUUUCGGAAACAAGCUCAUUCUUCAAACCGUGAAAGAAAAAUGUCUUUUUACCAGGACCACAAACGACCAGCGGACUUCUGCCUAACUCCUCCCCUGACUCCACAGCGCUCACAUAAACGGGGCAGAGACGACAUGGAGCAGCUGUCCCCGGACACAAAACGCAUCCAAUUCCAGCAAAUACACAGCCAGGCGCAUCUAUCUACUGUCAAAAUGAUGAUGGAUGCAUCGAGGAAGCAGAGCCUUGGUGCCCAUACGCAAACGCCCGACGCUGGGGACGACCUGGCCGGCGCCGAGCCUUCGUAUACGCCGCAAAAGCCAUUUUGGCCUGCCAUCGCUCGACUUCGGCAAACGUGAAGACGAUUGGGUUGUCCAGAAAAUUGGCGACAUUCGUCUUCGCACAAUAUGGCCCAGGCCAGGACAGGUCCUGGCGUGUUUCCUUGAUGGAAGUCAGCACUUGGCUACGGCGG